AUGUCUGCAGUGUCAAAUAAAAAUAGAAGCAAGGCGAUGGUGCCACCAAUCAAUUGUAUCUUCAAUUAUCUACAGCAGCAGACACCAGUAACGAUAUGGUUAUUCGAGCAAGUCGGCAUAAGAAUUAGAGGUAAAAUAGUGGGAUUUGAUGAGUUCAUGAACGUAGUUAUUGAUGAAGCUGUAGAAGUGCCCGUCAACAGUACGGAUGGCAAAGAAGAUGUGGAAAAGGGUACGACGCUGGGGAGAGUUUUGUUGAAAGGUGAUAAUAUCACACUGAUAACAUCUAUAGAUUGA
Saccharomyces kudriavzevii IFO 1802 is the source of this 294-nucleotide messenger RNA. RefSeq names its product mRNA splicing protein SME1 (gene SME1). Gene Ontology annotation, biological process: spliceosomal snRNP assembly; mRNA splicing, via spliceosome. The coding region runs from base 1 to 294 and encodes 97 amino acids. The transcript has a single exon. Lineage: Eukaryota; Fungi; Ascomycota; Saccharomycetes; Saccharomycetales; Saccharomycetaceae. Gene Ontology annotation, molecular function: RNA binding. The record is from RefSeq and is a predicted model, not a curated record. Gene Ontology annotation, cellular component: U5 snRNP; U1 snRNP; U4 snRNP.